Messenger RNA from Drosophila nasuta, 505 nucleotides. RefSeq lists its product as uncharacterized. The coding region runs from base 34 to 477 and encodes 147 amino acids. The record is from RefSeq and is a predicted model, not a curated record. The transcript is spliced from 3 exons. NCBI's taxonomy places the organism in Eukaryota, Metazoa, Arthropoda, Insecta, Diptera, Drosophilidae.
UUAAUAAAUUUUACCAAUAUUACCUGCGAAACUAUGGAUACAACUAUAAGUACCAUCGAGUAUUGUUACAUAGGCCAUGUAAAUGAACUGAAAAACUAUAUGAGCUUACGUUACGCUCUCAGAAAACCGAUCAUAAAGGAUAUUGGCUUUCACUUGCAAUUAAUGAUUCGAAGCAAUGGUUGGAAACCAUUUCUCUACGGCAUUGAUAUCGACAUGUGUCGUUUUUGGAAAUCAAAUUACAAUGCCAUUGCCAAGCUCGUUUUUUCCCUUCUCGAAGGCCACACAAACAUUAAUCACAGUUGUCCUUAUAAGGAUGAGAAGUACAUAUUUAUUGAUAAUCUGAUGAAUACGGACAUAUCUAAAAAAAUUCGUGGACUUCCCUUUGGCAAAGGUCUUUAUGCGCUGAACGCUGAAUGGUCGUGGAAAAAUAUAUCGCGUGUUCGGGCAAAAAUAUACUUUGAGGUUUUGAAGGUCUAAUUUCAGGGUGUAUAAAUAUUUUAACAUC